AUGGCCGACACUGGCGUAAACGUAGGAACAAACGCGGGAAGGGUAAACGUACCUGAAGCCACCGAAGAAACACCGUCACUUGUACUCGCACUCAAACCGGACGCUGAAGAAAAUAAAGGUUAUGGUGCCCCGCUAGCAGAAACGCCCGGAACCGAAGAAGAAACGUGCGAGGAGGCGUUGCUCUGGAUCGAUGAAAUGAUGGCGGGAAUGGAGUUUCCCGAUUGCCCGAACCACAGCCUCGGUGAGAGAGUCAGCCAACUGAGGCGACCAAGAACUAGAAGCCGUACUCGUCAGAGGACUUUCAGACGUUGCCGUCGAUGGAAGGGAGUCUUCGGUAGGAAAGCCCGCGGAUAAGCUGUUGUUGGUCGAGCGAGAUGGACGCGGCAUUACAAAGGACAACAAAAAACUCUCCAGCCGAGGACGAACCACAACAGGAACUACGAGGAACGCGUACCCAACUGUCGAUUACUGA
Molecule: messenger RNA, 472 nt
Organism: Porites evermanni
Lineage: Eukaryota; Metazoa; Cnidaria; Anthozoa; Scleractinia; Poritidae
Source: the annotation of a GenBank genome assembly